AUCGUGGGCCGAUAUUGUCAGGUGCAUCCGCGGGGAUCGCCGGAUCGGGCCACGAUCCCGGUUGGGAAUGGCCUAAACGAACGAACAAGGCCACUCGGCCCCAUCCGGCAUCCCCGACCCCCGAGCGUCUUCUUUCGUCUGCUCGCUCUGCGCUCGCAUCUACCAUGGAGACUAGGGUCUAGGGUUUAGUGCGCCGCUGCCUACAUCGCCGCCAUCCUCAACUUCCUACGGGAUCCUGACGAGGCGCCGUAUCAUCCUCAACGCCGCGAACCUCCGCUCCCACGUUAUCCUCACGCCCACCAGUAGCUCUCGGCCUCUACCUCGUUAAGGCUUGAUAUUUGACUGGGACACUGGGCAAAUUUUAACAAGUUUCAGCAAUGGGGUUUGAUAAUGAAUGCAUCUUGAGUAUUCAAUCCCUUCCUGGUGAAUAUUUCUGCCCUGUUUGCCGGACACUUGUAUAUCCGAAUGAGGCCCUACAAACUCAAUGCACACAUCUCUACUGCAAAUCCUGCUUGGCAUAUGUAGUGGCAACCACACAAGCUUGUCCUUAUGAUGGAUACCUUGUAACAGAAGCUGAUUCCAAGCCUCUUGUGGAAUCAAAUAAAACCCUUGCUGAGACUAUUGGCAAAGUCGCGGUCUAUUGCCUGUAUAAUAAGAGUGGAUGCCAAUGGCAUGGAGAGCUAUCUGCCUGUGUCACACAUGGUACUGCUUGUGCAUAUGGGAACUCUCCUGUUGUUUGCAAUCGUUGUGGGACACAAAUUGUGCAUCGUCAAGUGCAAGAACAUGCUCAAGUCUGCCAUGGCUUACAAUCUCAAACACAACAAGCUGAUGGUAGUCAGGUGCAGCUGGCAACGGCAACAACUCAGCCAGUCAUCCAAGAUUCAUCACUUGCCUCAGCUGGAUCUGCUGCAGCUGCAGCUACAACCCUAACAAAGCCAUCUUCAACUACAGCCACAGCUGUAACAGAUUCUGCAGCAGCAACAGGAGGGGCAGCUGGUGCAACCACAGCAGCUGUGCCUUCUUCAGCUUCAUCUAUUUCUGCUUCCCAAACUCCAACAGCUGAGCAGUGGUACCAGCAGCAGCAGCAGCUCCAAUACUCGCAAUACUACCAGCAGCAGCACCCUGGAUCCAACCCUUACAUGCAGCAACAUCAACAAUAUGACCAAUACCAGCAGGCAUAUCAGCAAUACAUGCAACCUCCAAUGCAAGUACCAUCCCAAAAUGUGGUGCAAGGAUCUGCACAACCUGCUUCUUAUGUUCAGCCUCAAGUUCAGUCCUCCCAGGUGAUGAUGCAAGCCCAAAGUCAGCCCCAGGUCCAUCCAUUGACGAGUCAGCCACAGCUUCAACAGCAUCCAGUUCAACCCCGACCCCAAAGUCACCCUCAUAUUUCCCAUGUUCAAGCACCUUCAGGUCAGUCGCAGCUUCAUCAACCAAUUCAGUCAGCCCAAGUUCCACAGGUCCAACCAAGUCAAGUUCCUCUCCAACCAUCUGGUCUCCAAGUACAAUCUGCAGCACAUCCAUCUGCUCCUACUCAAGUUGGUAAUCAGCAAUUUGCGACUCAAGCAAUGGCGUAUCAGGUCCAGCCACAUGUACAAGCUCAACCUCCGCAGCAGCAACAUAUUGUUGCACAUCAACAACAUCCACAUAUGCAAGCUUUACCCCUACAGCAAAAUAUUCAACCUAAGAUGCAGCUAAACUCUCAAGUUCAGCUACAGCCUCCACAUGUCCAGCAGCAAGCUUACCCACAAUCUCAGGUCUAUCCUCAACAGACACAUCAUAUGCACUCCCAGAAUACUACAUAUGCACAGCAGCAAACCCAAGGUGCUUUGAUGCAACCUGUACAUGUGUCCCACCAACAAACACAUGUUUCUCAUCAUCCUGCACCGAUGCGUCCUCCAUCGUCAGGCCAUCAGCCAGCUUUGCAGCAUCCUCAGGCCCAGGGAAUUCAACAUACAUCACAACAUGAAAAACAUAUUGGGUUUCAUGCUCAGUGGCCAACAAUGUAUUCCAACAUUCCUUCCCAAGCACCACCACAGGGAUUGUCUGUGCACUCAUCUGUUUCCUCACAAUCAGUUCAAUCAUACCAGCAAGGAAUGUCUUCAUCACAACAGAUGCAUUCCCAACCUGGUCAGCCAUAUACACAACAGCAUGUUACUGGCAAUACUGGACAACAUGUUCAAACUUCUGCUGGCAGACCUAUGGCCCAUCUUGCACCAACACAGCAAUUUCAGCAGCAACAUCCAGCAAUGCUUAGAACUGAGUCACCUGCUGCUGGGCACUCUAUUGGGCAGGGUCCUUUAGAUCUUGAAAAACAUACUUCAAAAUCAGGGAAGUUGGAUAAUGCAACUAUUGCUGCUGUCGGUGAAAAUAAAAAUAGUGGUCCUGAGUCAGUUGUCAUGAGACCUACAAAGUCACAAUUGGGUGAUGAAAACAUGAACAGCGAACACAAUGGUUUUGUUGGUGUUAGAAAAGAUGCAGUGCAAACUGGCAUUGUAUCACACAAUUUAGAUGGUUCAAUUAGGAGGGAUGGGAAUACUGACCAGGCAGGCAAUUCACAUGGCCCACUUGUGCAGGGAGGCAAAGAUCACAAGGCUUCAGAUGCAUCUACUGAUCAUGAGAAAGGACGACUGUUUCAACAGGCAUCACUGCAAAAUGCAGGGGCACCGGGCUCUUAUGUGCCCCCAGGUGUGGUACCACAUCCAUCUGGACCAGAUAAAAUGCUUCCUCAGCAUAUGACGAAUCAUGGUCAUAUGCAUGGUUUCUCUGAAAAUAUCCGUCCUCCGCUGCAACAACCAUAUGGUGUGUUUCAUUCUGGAACGAUAACAAGGCCAUUUGGAGAGAACCAGAUUCAGAUGCCAAUGCCACAGCCUGGGGGUAUCAGACCUGGUGAUGGUAUGAUUCGUCCUUGUUUGGUUGGCCCAUUACCUGGACAUCAUGGUGCAGUGUUGCCUUCUUUUGAUCUUGAACGUUUGGGUCAGCCACGUCCUCUUGGAAUGUUGAACAGCAAUGACUUUGGUGGUGAGGGGUUCAACGCUUCAGGGGGUGCAGCGUAUCCUGAAAGACAUGAUAAUACCGAAGACAGUCGGAAACAUUUUCCAGCACCAGCCCCUCUAGAUGAUCAGGGCUUGCGAAGGGACCCUAGACAUUUUGAGAGAGCUUUAGGUAGACCUGAUGGUUUCCUUGAUUCAGUACCUGGAAGGCCUCCAUUUGCAAACCACAGAAGUGCAGGUUUGCAUGAGGAUUUUCCAAGAAAGCAAAAUGCAACUGCCAGUCACCCUGACUUCCUGUCACAUGGAGCAGAAUUUGAUCAUCACAGGGCUAUUGGAAUGCCUAAUUUCAGAAAUCCAGGCCCAUUUGCUCAAGGGACAAGUGGCGGUCCUGGUGGCCCUCCUAAACACCAGCUUGGCUCUGGUAACCUUCCUGGGAAUUUACAUUCUUUUGAGGGUGACAUGCAUCCAGGUGACCCUCAUCUUGUCGCUGAAUAUGCUCAGCAUGGAUUUCCUAAAACUGCAGCACACUUUGGUUUGGGUGGAUUCUUGAGAAACGGGAAUUCUGGUUGGUGCCGAAUAUGCAUGUUUAACUGUGGGAGUGCAGAGAAUCUGGAUUUGCAUGUACAAACAAGGGAACAUCAGCAAUGUGCAAUGGACAUUGUCCUGAAAAUGAAGCAAGAUGUUGCAAAAAGGAAUUAUGGAGGGCCCAAGUCAUUCAACAACAAAAAGGUUUCUGGGAAGGGCCAUUUUCGUGGGAACAGGCGCUAGUGUUAACUGAUUAAAAUUGAUGUGGUUUUGAAGGUUGCUACUGGUGCUUAUGGAUGUGUCAAUGGCAAUCGAGAAUUGAGAUCUUUUCAGACAUUCUGUUCAUGCGGUUCAGCGUAUUUGAAGGGAAACUUGUAAUGGUCCCAAACUUUUGUUCCAUGUUGAUCUGCAGAGUUCACAUGGCUAUGUUUACUUCACGUAUUUUUGCCGAAGUUGUUCUGGGAUUGCUUAACAUGCUAAUAUCCUUCUUCUGUACGUGCUGAUUUAUAACUCCUGUUUCUUUCAACUAGGCUCAUGCUUUUUCUAAUGGCGACCUAAUAAUAGACCAUGCUGGAACUUUUACAAAGAGACUUGUAAUUGUGUCAUCAGACAUCCAUAACAUGGUAAAUUUUGUUGGAAUCUUUUGGUAGGGGGCUAAUGGAAACAUGUUGAAGUUACUUUCAGUGCCUGAAAAUUGUGCUAGUUUUGCAUAGUUUAAAUCCAAAAAAAUCUAAGGGUGCAUUGGACAAAUAGUUUUUUUUAUGUCACAGCCCAAUUUGCUUAAUCAUUUAUUUUAAUAAAAUUAUUGAAUACUGACUCUGUGAUAUGUCCCCAUUCAAAACAAGAAGGGCAAAAGUGCUGCAUUCCUGAAUAAACACAAGGGCUAGAGUUGUUGACAUGUCAUUGCAUGACAACAAAGCAAUCCAAAUCAACAAAAAUAAUCUCAUUGAAGCGGUUGCCUAUUUUGUGCCUUGAGGGAUGCAUUAGUGAUAAAGGGAGACUUGGAAGCCUGCAAGGAAACACAAAAGCAUGAAGAGGUUUGAGUUGGGAUAUGUACUUUGAGUGUUAGCAUGAGAUGGGAGGGAAUCGAUGGUAAACCUAAUUUAGAACCAAAACAUGAGUUGUGCUCAAAUAUAGAAGGAAAAGAAAGAUAUACUGGUUUUCAUAUGAAUACUGGUAUGUGCAUCAUAUACGCAGUAACGCAGAGCUUGUUGAUACCGAACUGGAGUUGUAUUAUUCACUUCUAGUUAGUUAUUCGAGAUAGUGAUGGUUUUAUUGUCAUAGGUUUGAUGUUCAGAAUAGGACAUCAUAGGAUUCUACAGGCUACAAGCACUAAAUAUUAUGGGUAAAAUACUUAGGUUUCCAAUUCACUGCUGCUGGACAGAUGUGAUUGUUUGCAUGUGACAUUUUGCUGAUGGUGGCCUUUCUCUAGAUGUCUGUUUUAAAUCAUCUGUCUUUGCUGUUUGUUUGCUAAACAGAAACUGCAAAGUGUAGGAUAAUUUCCAGCAGAGGGCUCCUGUCAUACUUGCAUGUUUCCCUAACGAUGGUAAGGAUGACAUGCUUUCAUAAUGCUGGUAAGGAAAAAUAGGUAUUGAGCUUUUAUUGCAAUGCACUUUGAACUUUUUGACAGAAGUUUUUCAUAUAUGUAUUAUGGCUAAAGUGCUGAAGCCAUUCUGUGGCCUGUCAAUUACUUGGACACUGAAGGUUCCAGUUUGUAUAAUUGUGAGGCCAUCAUGAACUGCUAUCUUUAUCUAAAAAAAUCAUGAGCUGCCAUGCUUUUGGCCGUAGGAAAAAAGAACUCACCAGGGUCGUAGGAAACAACGUAAGGACAUUUAUGUGUAAAGUAAUGGAUUGUGUAUAUAUAUGUUCCUUUGGGGUAAGGAGUGACAUUAUGGCAUGUUGGAUAACUUUCCAGCGCUUAGAUAGUUUGCCUGAAACAAAGCUGGUUGGGCAUCACAUAAAAUGUAUUUCUCCCAAUUCCCAAACGCAGGUUGCUUGGGGCUAGACUUGUUAUAUACAUUCUUCACCUUCUCAUGGAUUUUGUCCAAACUACUCAUAGGGUUAUCGUUGACAUGUGUAACUUCUUUGACAUACUAGUAUACUACUGCGAUUUUUUAUAGAACUAGGUAGAAAGGCUAUUUAUCAAGAUGAUAGUAUCAUUCAGAAGAACUUGGUGCUUUCAGCUCUACUACCCUUGACUGUAGCUGCUAUUAGUUUGGAUAUGACAAAUAUAUUAAAAGGGCUCCACCUUUUCCUUUUGCUGCAUGCACAAUUUGGUUCACUGGUAGUGGUUGCAAUUGAAUUGUCUACAGAUUUGUUCCCUCUUCAAAAUUAUUUGGCAUAGUUUGCUUUGCUCAAGAUGAUUAUACUGCCCCUGUUUUUUUCUGAUUGGAAUGGGCUUGGCUACCAUGAGUCCAUGAUGACUUAGGCCCUGUUUGGAAGCACCCAAUUUUUAAGAAACUGGUUUAUAGAAAUUGAGGUGGUUCCAAAUGUACCAGUUUAUGACUCAGUUUAUAGAAAUUAGAUUCUCAGUUUCUUAAAAACUAAGAAGGUGGCCUCUCCUAGCUAAAUGUUAAAAACUGGUUUUUUAAAAACUGGGUUGCUUCUUAACGAGUCUUGGCAAAUAUUAUGCCAAACUUUGGGUAGUGAUUUGUUAUACAGAACGGUGGGUGGAAAUGAAACAUAUCUGGCAGGUUCCACUCAGUUUCUGACCAGUUUUCGACCCAAAGACUGGUCUGGUAUUAAUUGCCUGAAGCUGAGGUAUAGACUAAAGUUAAAUACAUGCAUUUUUGUAGUAUAUAUACUAAGGAUCGGGCCAAAUUUUUUGUUCUCUUGAAUCCUGGGUUCCCUCCUAUUUAGGUUUGGAUUGUAGAAUCACUGGUGCUGGUGCCAUUUUUUGUUCUCUUGAAAUGUAUGUUGCAACGUUGUAUUACUGCACCAUAUCAGUCGGAUUGCUGUUACAGUAGUAACUUGCAGUACAGUAUGUUCAAUUCGCUAGUAAUUAGCAGCUAGGUGACAUUAUUUGCUGUUGGCAUAACGUGGAGGAUCUAUGUUUCUUUUGUCUCGUGUUUCUUUGGGAUUCUUAUAGAUGGUGGAUGUGCAUGGGUGCUGACUACUGUUUGAACGAACUGGCCACGCCUUGGCUCUCAUUUUCUGCCAGCAUCGGAUGUUUUUGACUGACCCCAGGGCACCUUAUAUCUAUUGUUGUGAGGGUUAAAUUGUAAAAUUUCUGGCCCGUGGUUCAUUCCUUACCAACUAAUGCACUCAGGUGUAAAAGAAAAUUCCUGUAAUGUAUACACAAACAUUUAUAUACAAUUUUGCACUGUAAAUAUACUAAUAUUAGUUUCAAUGGAGUGCACCCACAAAUUAAUGUACCUGCCCAUGUAAAUAAUUUAUUUUAUUCUUAAAACAUUUUAAUAGAAAUUUCAUUGUAAGAAACCGAUGUUAGAUUCAGCGGUUCAUGACUACUAACUAACCUACCCGCUGGUGUAUGUAAAUUGUUGUAAUACAUUCGUAAGGCAUAUGAAGUUUCUGCUAUUAUUUAAACAUUUCUAUUUGAAAAAAAUAUAAUGUGCAGCGUUUAGCUAUAUUUUUGAGUAAUUUCGAUGCAACGUGUUUUUUUAAUUUCCGAAACAGAUGAUGUUUACUAAAACAAAUUGGCAUAAUAAAAGUAAUUAGAUAUACUAAUGCUGAUAUUAUUUCUUUAAACCUAGUUAAAUUAUUCUAAAAUUAGAACGGCUUUAUUUUUGGGGCGGAGGAAUUCAUUGGUUCAUAUUGGGGAUUUUUAGGUAAAUGUGUCUAUUGGUAAAUUGGAGUUAAGUAACUUAAAUCUGUUGGCAACAUGGGCUUACAUAACUGAUUUUAUGACAGAUAAACCAAUCAAAAGUAAAAAGGAGAGGCGCGUGAAGCCUAACCUACGAAGGCUACGAGUAUGAAGUCGAUUAUCCAAUGAAGCCUCACUUACGAAAGCUAUGGGUGCAAAGUUACACAUCCUGUGAAGCCUUGACGAGAAGAAGAAUUGCUCCAAGCCCUUAAGAAGUCAAAGAACCUUCACUAGGUGCAUGUAUGUGCUCGUGAAGGCCAGUCGAUCAUGAGGACCCGUUAAUACCAUGGAAUUUGGAUGAACCAUUGUAUUUUAAGCCAAAAGGUGUUUGGUAGCCUUUAAAAACUCUGUAUAUAAUACUGUGGUAUUAUCGAUACUAUGGUUAUUUUGGGGUAUAGAAAACUUUGGUCCAGACCAAAGUUUCUUU
Molecule: messenger RNA, 7765 nt
Organism: Zea mays
Lineage: Eukaryota; Viridiplantae; Streptophyta; Magnoliopsida; Poales; Poaceae
Exons: 10
Coding region: 378-3758 (1126 amino acids)
Source: RefSeq, a predicted model, not a curated record